AUGGAAAAUAAUAUUUUGGAAUCUGCAGAAAAGGACGGACUGGAAUCUAUAUUAGACUCUUGGGGAUUCAGCUACAUUUUACAAACAUUAAAAGAUGAAUCUAUAACACUUGAACGGCUAAGAUAUUUGGAAGAGCAGGACUUGACAUACUUAUUCCGGGAACGUAAGUUAGGAGAAAAAGUGGAGUUUCGUUUCAAGCUUCAGCAAUGGAAAAUCGCAAAUGGAUAUUCUGAUGUCAAAGCCUGCGAUACAAUAUCUGUAGACACGACUUUCCUGGAAGACAUGGAAAAUUCACAAUAUUUAAACUGCAGUCAAUCAACAAGCUCUUUUUCUAAAGUUAUUAACGAUCCUAAUGGGUACCGCGGCUCCAUUAAUAUUCAAUCAGUAUUGGGUAGUCAUCCAAAUGGAUACUAUGUCAAUCAGACUUACAAAGAAACUGGAAAACUGAACGACGCAGCACGUAAAAUUCUAAUAGAUUCUAUAGUAACUUGGCACUUGAGACAUAAAAUAAAACUUGGAAGAAAAGAAUUUGAGCACAUUUCUAUUAAAAUUGAAGAAACAUUCAAUGAUGACAAGGUUGGAGCCAUACGAACCUACUUUUGUGGUUAA
Messenger RNA from Anastrepha obliqua, 609 nucleotides. RefSeq lists its product as uncharacterized. The transcript has 5 exons. Bases 1 to 609 code for a protein of 202 amino acids. The record is from RefSeq and is a predicted model, not a curated record. Lineage: Eukaryota; Metazoa; Arthropoda; Insecta; Diptera; Tephritidae.